Messenger RNA from Theobroma cacao (cacao), 2427 nucleotides. RefSeq names its product Protein kinase superfamily protein. Gene Ontology annotation, biological process: protein phosphorylation. Gene Ontology annotation, molecular function: protein serine/threonine kinase activity; ATP binding. The record is from RefSeq and is a predicted model, not a curated record. NCBI's taxonomy places the organism in Eukaryota, Viridiplantae, Streptophyta, Magnoliopsida, Malvales, Malvaceae. Gene Ontology annotation, cellular component: cytoplasm.
AGACAAAAAGGCCUCAAAAUCAGAUCUUUAAGCAAAAGCAAAGCCUCACCUUCUCAUCUCUUCUCGUUUCGUUGUUCAAUUCUCAAUCAUCUAUUUCUGUCAAGUAGUGGAGUAUCUUGUCUUGAUUAGCCUGCUGUGCUCGGCUUGAUCUAACCAGAAUCUUUUCUACCUUCAUUCUACCAACUAUGUGGAGGUUCAAGCCAUUUAUGCAAAAAGAGCCAGCAGGGCUCGAGGGCAAAUCCCUUGAUGUGUCCAAUCUUAAACUUCAUGUUCGCAAUGCCAUCGCCGAGGGGGGCUUUUCUUGUGUCUACUUAGCUAAGGAUGCUCUACAUGCUUCAAAGCAGUACGCCUUGAAGCACAUCAUAUGCAACGAUCAGGAGUCCUUGGAUUUGGUCAUGAAGGAGAUCUCUGUCAUGAAAUCACUACAAGGACAUCCAAAUGUUGUCACACUUUAUGCUCAUACUAUUUUGGAUAUGGGAAGGACCAAGGAAGCGCUCCUUGUCAUGGAAUUUUGUGACAAAUCUCUUGUUAAUGUCUUGGAGACCAGAGGAGCUGCCUAUUUUGAGGAGAAACAGGUUCUUACCAUUUUUAGGGAUGUGUGCAAUGCAGUCUUUGCAAUGCAUUGCCAGUCCCCACCAAUUGCUCACAGAGACUUGAAAGCUGAGAACCUUUUGUUGGGUUCCGAUGGAGUAUGGAAGUUAUGUGAUUUUGGGAGCACAUCUACCAAUCACAAGCGUUUUGAGAAGCCUGAAGAGAUGGGUAUAGAAGAAGACAAUAUCAGGAAGCACACCACACCCGCCUAUAGAGCCCCUGAGAUGUGGGAUCUAUUUAGAAAAGAACUUAUAAAUGAAAAGGUGGACGUAUGGGCCCUUGGGUGUCUUCUCUUUCGAAUUUGCUACUUCAAGAAUGCAUUUGAUGGUGAAUCAAAGCUACAAAUCUUAAAUGGGAACUAUCGUAUUCCAGACUUACCUAAGUACAGCUCUUCAGUUAGAGACCUAAUCAAAGACAUGCUUCAAGCUUCACCUGUUGACAGACCUGACAUCACGCAGGUCUGGUUUCGUGUUAAUGAGCAGUUGCCUGUUGGUCUACAGAAGUCCUUACCUGAUCAGCCACCUGAUAUGCCAUCUAUUGAAGGUGUUCCAAGGUCUGCAAGUAGGUCACCUCAGAUGCCUCGUAGAAGUCCUCCACCACCACCAUCUGUGGAACCAGGUAGAAAUACAUCACAGCCUGGCUCAAGGGCAAGUGGCGGACAGCUUGGUGCUUUCUGGUCCACUCAGCAUGCAAAGGACUCAACUGUUGCCGAAGACAAGAGCAGACCCAAAUUUGAUGAAGAUCCCACUAGCUAUAGCUCAAUGAAACAUGACAGGAAUCAUCCUGAAAAUCACCCUUUACCCAAAAAUAGUAGCCCUGUGAGAGGGGAAAAUAUACAAACUCAUUCUAUACGAAGAAGUGUGCCUGAUAAAUCACACAAACUCGAUGAUGGCCCUUCGAAAGAUUUUGAAAUAAAAUUUUUUGAGGAUAAAGAUACCACCACUACUUUUCAAGACGAGGCCUUUAACACCUUUGUUGCUGAAUUUGAUACCAAUAAGAUUAGUUCUGGAAUUAAUGUUAAAAAAACAGGAAAAGAAGAAGCAUUAGAGGCUGAAAUAGAGAGGCUGAAAGAACAGCUACAGCAAUCUAACUUGGAGAAGGUUGAGAUGACUUCCAAAUUUGAAAAGUUAUCUGCAAUCUGUCGAUCUCAGAGGCAGGAGAUACAGGAGCUCAAGCAAGCGCUAGCUGCUAGAACUCCAUCUCCAAAUAAAAGUACUUCAAUAAAUCAGAACUUACCUGGAAGUCAUCAUGCUGGAAGUGUGCAGAGGGAGAAGGUUGAAGGAAAAUUGUGGGAAUUCCCACAAGAAAAAUCUGCUGAGUGGACUACUGCCAGCCCAGAAGCAAAGCCGUGGCAGGCUUUUUCUGAGGAUGCCAAACCGCAGCAGCAGUCUCUUUCAAAGGAUAAUGUCCGGUCGGUUAGAACCAGAAAUGGUCACUCAAACAAGCAUGUUGCUGAAGCAACUUCUGGAUUGGACACAUGGAGUUUUGGCACAGAUAGCUUUACAGCUGCUCCUGCUGCCAGUCCCCAGAGAUUGAAACCAAUGAGUGAAGGAAGUAGUUCUCAGCGCUUUGGUGAGUCAAUGAUCAAGGAGAAUCAUCCAACUUCCCAACCUGCUGGGUGGGCUGGUUUCUGAUUUAGUAAGUUAUGAUUUAUGAGGAGUUGUCUCCUCACAAUGUUAUGUUUAAUACUUGUGGUUGGAAAGAUGAGGAAAAAGAGAAUUUGAAUUGUGUGGCUUGCCGGGCUUGUUUUUUACUGUUGAUUGUCUGUGUGCAAUAGAACAUCUGCACAUUUUUUCUGGGCGAAGCAGCAAAUACAAAAUGUAUACUUUUUCUGCA